AUGGUCCCACGCUCACAUUAUCCCAGUACAUCUGUUGCCGGUGUGGACAUGGCAUUCACACGCAUGUCGACUACGUCUCAAUGGUUGUCCAUCAUUGUCUUGCAACUCAAUGUACUGCCUAUGUGCAAAAGGCAUACACCUCUGGCGCAGCGUUGCACAUGUGAAGCCCAACUUUGCGACCACAUCGCUACCAAUAAUCCAUACCAUUCUGCGGAACCAUGGAAUAUUUUGGAUUUCAUGGACAGUGAUGGCCCUUCUGGUGUAAACACGAUCAACAAUGGUCCUUUCAUGCCAAGAUCCGGGUUCUUUUCUUCCAACACUUCCGAACAAAACCUUAUCCCGGUCACUCCAACACAUAUGUCCUCACCUUAUAUCAGUUCCUAUGCAUUCAACUCUUCCCACGAUGCGAGGAACACUGGUAUCCCCUUCAUUCCCACACCAGUUUCUUCCCCCUCAGGAAGUAGCAUCUCAGUCGGUAUUCAACCGGAUAUCACUCAGAUCCAAGCUUAUAUCUCAGACGAUUCUUUUGUCCACUACCAGGACAAUUUCACUAACAACACCUAUGCUCAUUAG
Molecule: messenger RNA, 573 nt
Organism: Desarmillaria tabescens
Lineage: Eukaryota; Fungi; Basidiomycota; Agaricomycetes; Agaricales; Physalacriaceae
Exons: 2
Coding region: 1-573 (190 amino acids)
Source: RefSeq, a predicted model, not a curated record